Molecule: messenger RNA, 686 nt
Organism: Paramecium primaurelia
Lineage: Eukaryota; Ciliophora; Oligohymenophorea; Peniculida; Parameciidae
Source: the annotation of a GenBank genome assembly
AUGAAAUUUCUACAAAUAGCCCUACUUUUUACAAUAACACUAUGUUAAAGCAGAUUAUCAAUAGAUGUAUAUACAGAAUCAUUAUGUCCUGAUUGUAUGGAAUUUCUAUUGAAUUCUUUGACUGAAGCAAUUGAUACUCCAGAUAUUGAAGAAAUGGUUCAUAUAAGAGUAAUUCCAUAUGGAAAUGUUAAAAGAGUAUUUAAUUUAGCUACAGGAAAAUGGUAAUUCACAUGUCAACAUGGAGCUGUGGAAUGUUAUGGAAAUUAUGUAUAAUUAUGUGGAUAGAACAUAUUGGCAUCUAAAUAUCCUACUAAUAAUGAAAUCCUAUAAGUUUAAUGGGCAAUUUGUAUUGACAGAAGAAUAUUCAAACCUUAUACAAAUACUCGAUUUGAUGAAGCUGCUAGUCUAUGUGCAGCUGAUUUUGGUAUUUCAGGAACUGCUGUCAAAGAAUGUGCUAAUGUAUUAUUUAUUAAAAAAUUAAGGGUGAUUAAGGUUACAAAUUACAUUUAGCAGCAGCUGAAGAAACAGACGGUCUUUCACCAGCACAUUAAUAUGUUCCUUGGAUAACAACAAACAAGAGACAUAGUGUAACUGAUGAAGAUCUUAUUUUGGAAGAUUUAGUAUCAUGGGCUUGUGAAAAUUAUAAAGGACAAAAAAUUGAAGCUUGCACUACUAGAAGUGUUUGA